Paramecium pentaurelia is the source of this 861-nucleotide messenger RNA. NCBI's taxonomy places the organism in Eukaryota, Ciliophora, Oligohymenophorea, Peniculida, Parameciidae. The record is from the annotation of a GenBank genome assembly.
AUGAUAUUGUAAUUUUUUGGAACGAAAAACCUUAAUGAGAUAGAUUUAGUUUUUUCAAAAAUUUAUUAGUUUAAAGAGUUAUAAAUCAAUUCAUAAAUAGAUCAAAAUGCAAUAGAGACAAAAUUAUAAACCCAUCUGAAUACAAAAUACUAACAUUUCCAAAUGAUUAAUAGGAGUAAUUUAAUGAAGAAUCACAACCAUUACAUUGAAAGGAAGAAAAUCAUGAGCCUUCAAUACUUACCAUUCAAAAAGAAGAAAAGAGAAAAUUCUAUCCUUACCAUAAUGGAUAAAAUCAAUUACUACUUCAAAACUGAUCUUUCUAGAUUUAACAGGAUAUUCAUUAUCUUUAAAAAACAUUUAUUCCACAAAAAAUCAUAAAAUAACAGAAAAGCACUGACCAAAAUUAUCACCUUUGAAAGAUCUAAAAGAAACUGUCAAAUGUUCCAAAAAUCGAGUAUAAAAUAAAAUAAAAUGAAAUAAAAUUAACUAAAGCGAUUUAGUGAAAAUAAUAUUUUUCGGUUAAUUAAAAUGGACUCGCUUAGGAUGUUUUUUUUCUCAUGUUUUUGAAGCUCUAGCAAAGAACGGAGUUCAAUGAGUAAAGUAAUUAUGAGUGCUUAAAAAGAUGAUGCUUAUCUAUUAGCUGUUUUGCUGGUUGCUCUAAACCUUUUUAGUUUUUUAACAAUGUAUCAUGGUUAUAAUUUGGCAAUGAUUUUCUCAACAAUAGCAAGAAUGACACUUAUUAAUUUAGUUUAUUUAAAAUUAACUGAAUUAAGUUCUUCUUCAAUAGCUGAGGCUAAUAGAGGAAAAAUUUUGAAUUUAGUGUCUGGGGAUAUCAAUUAAAUAUAGAAAAUUAAAAAAUGA